UAUGCUUGUGAGGCUGCUUGGAGGGAGACACACAAGGCAGGGAGGGGGCAUGGAAGGGGGAGGGAGAAUGAGAGAUGAUAAAACUCCGCCGAGAGCCCUCCUGGAAGCUCAGAGCAAAAGGAGCAACGGAGGCACGAGGGGAGCAGGCGAGCCGGCAGACAGUGGGGUCCAUGACGGGGGAAACGGCGAGAAGCACCUGAGCCAGAGGGGAGGAGACACCCUGAAAACCUGUGGAGUCUGACGGAGGAGACGGGCUUCAAACACACCGGAUGAAGGCUUAGAUGAAGUUUUGGACCGCACUAACCCCCCCUCCCCCUCUCCACCCAGCACCUUGCAUCCCUGCAGGCUGGAACGCCACAACCCGGUUUGCAUCUUUGGAUGAGACUUUUGCGGGACACCAGGACAGAGUGAAAGAGGAGAGCAGCUCUAUCAGCCCUCACAGACCACCCUCAGCUCAGGACGCCCCUCCUCCCUCUUUUGCCCCCCUCCUACCCUUUGCCCAGUGAACCUCACCCCCUGACAGAGCAGAAAGCGUGAAAAAUCUCACUAAUGGCUUUAUUUGCUGUCAGAUCUGCGCAGAGUUGUCAUUCCCCUGACGCAUUUCAUAGUUGAGUAAAUCUGCUUGGCUCUCUUGGCGAGACCCUGCAGUGCCCCUGCAGCUCUGAGCAGCCCAUCAAGAGGGGAGGAACUGCAGCAGUCAGUCAGACAGACAGUCUCUUGGACGAGAAGUCCCUGGAGCUGCAUUUUUCCACUCCCCCCCAUCUUGGGCAUCCUCACCUCUCCACGGCUGGUCCUCCCAUCCAGAAGACCUGAGCUGGGUCAAGAGCCAUUGACGAUGAGGUGUGGGCCUCUGACCGUGGUGGCGGCGGUGCUCUGGACUCAGUGCGUCCUUCUGCAGGGGGCGGACGCCAGGAAGGAGAGGAAGAGGCCGAAGGAGGUCACGCCGCAGCAGACGGAGACCCACAACCGAACUCUCUCCAACAGCGAAGAGGUCGGUGGAGGCUCCAAGGGAGUUCCGGACCCCCGCCGGGUGGACCCGUUGGUCACUUGGAUUGAUUUUGUCAAAAGGCCUGUAGGAAACUUCCCAACAAAGUGUCGCAAGCGCAAAAGACCCCUGCCCGGCCCACCUGGUCCACCUGGUCCCCCAGGCCCACAGGGACCCCCUGGAUCUCCAGGCGCUGAGGUGACCCAGGAGAUUCUUCUCCAGGAGUUCAAAGAGAUGAUCAAAGAGGCUACUGAGAGACGAGCCGCCAUCGACAGGAAAGCCAACCCGAGCCAGCUUCCUGCAGCCGUGCUCACCCUGGAGAGGAUGACCUCCCACCGCCGCAUCGAAGAAGCCUUCCACUGCAAGCUGAAGGGCCCGGUGGUGGUGGACAAAAAAACUCUGGUGGAGCUCCAGAACUAUCAAACACCGCCGGCUAAAGGAGCCUUCCUCAGAGGGUCGGGGAUGGACCAGUCCACCGGGAGGUUCACAGCUCCCGUCACGGGCAUCUACCAGUUCUCUGCUAACGUGCACAUUGAUCACAACGAGGUGAAGAGGAGUAAAAGCCAGCUGAAGGCUCGAGACAACAUCCGAGUGCUGAUCUGCAUUGAGUCGCUCUGCCACAGAUACACAUCGCUUGAGAUGAUCGUUGGAUUAGAGAGUAACAGCAAGAUAUUCACAGUCAAUGUGCAAGGAUUGCUGGAGCUGCAGACUGGCCAGUACACGUCUGUAUUUGUGGAUAAUGCUGCUGGGGCUUCAGUCACGAUCCAGAAUGGUUCUGAUUUCAUGGGCAUGCUGCUGGGCGUAUAGCUUCACACUCAAGUAAAAGAUUCACUAAAGCUGUGUUCUUUUUGUAUUUGUACACAACGAACUGCACAAGACCGUCACUAAACAGACUGCUGGAGAUUUUCCAAGCAGAGAGAGAAGGUGGACUGGACUUGGCCUGUCAGACGGUGAAGGGACAGUGUUCAGAACACAAAGGCUGCGCUUGGUUUUCACAGUUGACUCCCACUUCCCCGUCUACCUUGGACACCUGUUGCUUCACCACAACCACAAACUGAAAAGGAGAAAAAAUGGUCCUAAAAUACAGUUCACUUUUGUGACUGUAGAGGAACUAAGCCGUGAGCAAUCUCCUGAAAAAACUACAAAAACAAAAAAAUAUAUAUACAGUUGUGUUCUUAAUAUAUAUAUAUCAACAUGUCAUUUUUGUCAGUAUCUAUUGUGUACAUACUUGUAUUGGUUUUAAACGGUGUUUGAACUGAAAGAUACACGAUGCUGCCCAUAAGGGACACAUUUCUAUGCUGCAUGGCAAUGUGGCGGUUAGCACUGUUGUGAAGAUCUGGAUUUUCAUAUUUGUUCACACUUAUACUCAUAACUAUAUUUUUGCUCUGUCUGGGCUUUGUAUGUCCUCUCUGAGACCGUAUGAAGUUGAUCCACAGAUCUAGAUGCAUUCGAUUGGUGAUUCUCCAUUUGUUUUAAAUAGUAAACAGACUCUAUGAGUACACUGGACUAGCUAGAGAGGGUUUUGUAACCACAGUAAUGAGACAUAUUGACUUAAUAUCAGUUUCUUAAGUUACUUUGUUUCCUGCAACAAACACUUAAGCAGAUUCGUGAUUAUAAGAAGAAGUCGAUACUUUCACUUUACAUUAUUGGUUUUAAAUUCUCACAUCCCUUUUGUUUGGACUUUCAUUAAGCCCUGAUGUUGCCUAAAAAACUGUUAAAAAAAAAAAAAAGAUUGUUUUUUUUCUUCAGUUCAAUCAGUCAAUGCUUGUAAAUAACAGUCUUUGCACAUUCAUUUGGCCUGACUCCAUACCUUUUUGGCAGUCAGUUAGAAUGUAUUUUUACCCACAAUUUUUGCUCUAACACAAUGUGUGAAUUGAAAAACAACAUGGACCUUCUAAUUCAGUAAUAUUACUAUGAAGUACUUGAGUAAAAAUUGUGGCUUUGAUCCUGACCUCUGGUUUUGAUACAACUAUCAUAUUCUUUUAUUAACCAAAAAUAUAUUUUAACAGCUACGACAUGUUCUUCCUCCAAAAACAUGAUUCUGUUAAUAUCUCAACAAAUACAACCAUACUUUUAUUCGUUUAUAGGUUUUAUUAAAAAUGUAAAAAUAAUGCUGUUAUUAUGGUUUCUAGAGCUAAUUAGCAAUCCUAACAUAUUACACUGAAUUGAUAGUGCUAGACAUUAAUAUCACAGUUAGUACCUAAGGAUAGCAUUCUAACAACAGUAAGAACUACUGUACCUAUGACUUUUGUAUAAAUCUGCACAUUCCUCUAGUGGUUGAUGUUAUAUUUUUGGGUCAAAUGGUGGAAACUCUAGCAAUAAAGCUGCCAAAUUUGAAAUAUUGGAGUUAACAACCAAGAGUAGUUUGGUAGUAGUGGAACAGGUAGUGGUUCAUAUUUUUAUUUUUUAUUUUUGUCAAAUGUGGGCUAUUUAACUGUUUACAACGGAGCUUUAGCUAUAUUGUUGACGUUCUUCAACUAGCAAAAUUCACUGGCCAUUUACACAAUUAAUGUAAAUUCAAUUAAUUUUGAAGCUGAAAAAAAGCAGCUUUAUGAUAAUGGCAAGUGUUUUUGCCAGGGGUGUCAAACAUACGGCCCACGGGCCAUAUCCGGACCACCAGAUGGUCUUAUCCAGCCCAGUCAUGAAGAGAAAAACAUCUGCAAAAAAAAAACAUUUCUAGCCCAUUCCUCUGGCAAGUUAUGGCUCUUUAAAGAAAUUACCGCAAUGCACAAUUCCGCCAUUAGGGGGGGCAACAGAAACGCAAGACCUGCAUAUCAAGAGAUUAAGAAAUAAACAUAAACACUGUAAUUAUAAGUGAUUAGGCUAUUUUUUCCAACUGAGAAAAAAACAAAACAGAAACAAAGCUACAGAUAACAAGUUGACUGACCCGAUUUAUGCAAUUAACGAACAUCAACAGAUUCUGUCGCAGAGGUAAGCAGCUUUACACUCAUUGGAAUAUCAAUAAUUUCCUAAACAGUCUAAAAGUUUUUUUAGUUUAAAGAGCGUGUGCUAUUUUGCCAUCAUCAGCAACAGCUCCGGUGUUAAAGGGCAACACUUUAAACGAUAUAAAUGUACAAUUUAAGCUUAGCAUGCUAACAUUAGCAAAAACCACUGUGCCUUGAACAUUUGUAGACAUGUUUACCUUCAUACAUGGUAAAUAUGACUAUUUUUUCUGAUAUGGACAAGUUUGAAUAUUCAGAUUUAGAAAUAAAGUUGAAAAUAUUAAACUUAGCUAGCUAAAAUUAGCUAAAUCCACUGUUCCUAAAUCUGUAAAUGUAUGUAUUGGCUACAACCUAUGUCAAAUUUGCAUGUCCUGUCAAAAAGUUAAUUAAGUUUUAAAAGGGCUUACUUUGCCUCAUUUUUCCCCUUUCCACUUUUAUGCUUUGCUAGAAAACAUUGAAUUCAUCAUCACUGAAUUUACUAAUAAUUUCAAACUUAAAAGAAACAAGCACAAUGUAAAAAAACAAAACAAAACAAAAAAAAAA
Oryzias melastigma (Indian medaka) is the source of this 4470-nucleotide messenger RNA. RefSeq names its product C1q and TNF related 12 (gene c1qtnf12). The coding region runs from base 836 to 1792 and encodes 318 amino acids. Gene Ontology annotation, molecular function: hormone activity. Lineage: Eukaryota; Metazoa; Chordata; Actinopteri; Beloniformes; Adrianichthyidae. The transcript is spliced from 8 exons. The record is from RefSeq and is a predicted model, not a curated record.